Messenger RNA from Hyaloscypha bicolor E, 2188 nucleotides. RefSeq lists its product as uncharacterized. Lineage: Eukaryota; Fungi; Ascomycota; Leotiomycetes; Helotiales; Hyaloscyphaceae. Gene Ontology annotation, molecular function: peptidyl-prolyl cis-trans isomerase activity; macrolide binding. The record is from RefSeq and is a predicted model, not a curated record. Gene Ontology annotation, cellular component: nucleolus; chromatin. Bases 193 to 1725 code for a protein of 510 amino acids. The transcript has 5 exons.
GUUUAUCUUAGCGCUACCGCCAGCCAAAAAAAAAGUUCUGAGCUCGAGUUCUCCUUUGCAAAAACCAUCAACUGCGCCGCUGUUGAUCACCUUCGUUGGGAGAUUCGUUGCGCAUUGUGGAAUACCCCUUCUCACCAUUUUCGAACUUCUUUGAGCAUUGACUUUGAGAGAAUUGGUUAUUAACAAUCAAAUAUGCCUCUUCUUCCUGUUGCCCUAUAUGGGCUCGAAGUCCCAUGCGGAGAUGUUCUCGUCCCAGCUGUCCCAGACUUUCCAGCCACAUUCCGUAUCACAAUGGCUGCGAUUGACCCCAGCGAGCCAGCAGAGAUUCAAGAGACUGCCAAUGGCACCACCCGUCCCCGAGCCACUUUGAAGAUCGUCCGCCAACCUGAGGGUUCCGAGGAUGACGAGGAGUCUCAAGAAUAUAUGCGUGCCUUGUUGGCCGACAGCAGCUCUGAAGAUGACAGUGACAGCGAGUCUGAUGAGGAAGAGGAGGCGAACGGAGGCCCUUCCGAUCCAAGCAAGUCUAAGAAGGCCCGAAAGGCAGCUGCUCUCCAGCAACUCAUGGACUCCAUUGGGGGUGCCUCCGACGAGGAGAUGGAAGACGCGCCUAACGGCACAAAUGGCACUAAGCUCGACAAGAAGGGCAAGGCGAAGGCCACCAGCGAUGAUGAGGAAGAAAGUGAUGAGGAGAGUGACGACGACGAGGAAGAGAUCGAAGUUGAAGAGUUUGUGCUCUGCACUCUCGACCCCGAGAAGAACUUCCAGCAGCCACUAGACAUUACUAUUGCAGAGAAUGAGCGCGUUUUCUUCAAGGUUUCUGGUACUCACACCAUCUAUCUCACUGGCAACUAUGUAAUCCCCGACGACGAUGGUCACAACCACCACCACGAGGUCUAUGACUCGGAUUCCGAGGACGAGGAGGAAUAUGACUUGUCACCUGAUGAGGAUGAGCUUGACAUGGAAGAAGAUGAGAGCGAUGAUCUGGACGCCCUCGAGAAUCCUCGUCUUACAGAGGUUGAUUCUGAUGAGGAAGAGGCACCAAAACUCGUUGCCAAGGCUGAGAAGAAGGGAAAGAACAAACGCUCAGCCGAUCAGAUCACUGAAGGCACCUCUCUUGAUGAUAUCAUGGCCAAAUCACUCAAGCCCGAUACGGAUGAGGAGCAGAAGCUCACCAAGAAGCAGUUGAAGAAGCUAAAGAAAAACAAUGGUGAGGCGGCAGCUGUCAAGAGCGAGGAAGCGAAGACUACCGAGUCCAAGGACCAACCUUCUACAAAGACUGACAAGACCGACAAGAAAGUUCAAUUUGCAAAGAAUCUCGAGCAGGGUCCUACUGGUUCCGCUGAGAAGGCCAAGACUGAAGCUGCAGAGCAGAAGGCGGGCAAGGCGGCAUUGGGCGUUAAGACCGUCAAUGGUGUUAAGAUUGAUGAUAAGAAGCUCGGUUCCGGUCCAGCAUGCAAGAAAGGUCACAAGGUCAGCAUGCGUUACAUUGGCAAGCUCACAGAUGGCAAGGUCUUUGACUCAAACACGAAGGGCAAACCAUUCUCGUUCAAGCUCGGAGCCGGGGAGGUUAUUAAGGGUUGGGAUAUCGGCGUUGCUGGCAUGUCCGUCGGCGGCGAACGCAGAUUGACCAUCCCAGCAAACCUGGCCUAUGGCAGCAAGUCCAUGCCUGGUAUUCCAGCUAACAGCACCCUGGUCUUCGACAUCAAAAUGCUGGAAAUCAAGUAAUCCUGCUCGCGAGAACCUACUCAACUGAUGUUUAUGACUUUCUGUUGGAUUCAUGCGAUAUAAUAAGGCGAAAGCUCUCAUUAUCGACUUCCUCUCUGCUGUACAAUUUCCGAUACACCCCUCACACCGGUCAAUUUCUUUAUCUCACUCAUAAUCCACUUGUGCCGCAAAGCCUGCUUUGCAUAAGUCUCCGACCUGAGUGGUUCUGUGAUGAACUGUCUUACUUUGGACGGGAAGCAGAAAAUGCGACAUGGAAUGAGGAGGUUUGCAUAGCAUCAUGGGCGUUGUUAAAAAGUUAAGAUUGCACAUUGUUCACAGCCUAGGUUAAGGGCUUGCUCGUCAGGUAGUAAAUGCAAAAAUCACAUAACCUAUGAUCUGCUCGUCAAGUGCUGUGGUGUCUCGCACCUGCACUCUCUACUCGCACUUUCCUGCGCGGGAGACGCUAAAGAAACAAGACUUCCAU